ACAUAAACAAAAGUGAACAAACAAAAUCCGCGGUCGGCGUGUAAAAUGAAGCUUACAAUUAAGAUAUUAAAAGGCGAAGAAUAUAUUGUUGAGACCACGCCAGACUCCACGAUACUACAGAUAAAGGAGGAAAUCGAGAAGAAAAGUACGAUCCCAGUCGAAUACCAGAAGCUGCUCCUUAUCGGAAAGGCGCUGUCGGACGAAAAGACGGUCGCAUCGUACGGCAACAUCACGGAUGGCACUAAGCUAACGCUCGUCGUCAAAAAACCGGAUCCCCUGCGAGACGUAGUUUAUCGGCACUUUAAGCGAUUUCUCCAGGAAGAACAAUCCCAGCAACUGACGGCUAAGUUUAUGGAUGAUUUUGAGCACAAGUUGCGUCUACUUAGUCUUGACGAUUUAGAGAAAAUUGCUACCGAAAUGUUAGCGAAAAAGGGACAGAGCGUGUAACUGUCCUCCCAACGCCGCCCAACCACAGUUGUAAUGAUUUCCUGUUUCCCCGAUAUUGUUUGCUCGGUUUAGUUCUUUAACACACGUUACGAGUAAUAAAAUGAGGCAAAUGUGUA
Molecule: messenger RNA, 563 nt
Organism: Anopheles darlingi
Lineage: Eukaryota; Metazoa; Arthropoda; Insecta; Diptera; Culicidae
Exons: 2
Coding region: 46-447 (133 amino acids)
Biological process (GO): post-translational protein targeting to endoplasmic reticulum membrane
Molecular function (GO): protein binding
Source: RefSeq, a predicted model, not a curated record